Molecule: messenger RNA, 3180 nt
Organism: Jaculus jaculus (lesser Egyptian jerboa)
Lineage: Eukaryota; Metazoa; Chordata; Mammalia; Rodentia; Dipodidae
Product: zinc finger protein 27
Source: RefSeq, a predicted model, not a curated record
GUCUCCUCCCGGAAGCGGCUCAGACAGACCUUGCUUUCGACGCCAGGAUCCCUCUCCUCCCUGAAGCACAGCUCCGGCCUUUCCUGCGCCGUACGGAGGGGACAAGCUUCAACUAUGGCGGCGCCCAUGCUUCAACCCGUGGGCGCCGCCAUGUUCUGUGCUCAAUUUGAAGGCAUUGGGUGGCGUCAAUGGGGACGCAGCGCAUGCGCGGCCCCAACAGCAUCUUGAGAAGUCUUUAGAAUCAGGCCGGAAGUGAAAGUGGUCCUCGGAGGCUUUCGGCGCUUUUAUUAGGAGCAUUUCCGUAUUUUCAUGUCAAUCAGUCUGAGGAGAUCGUGGUCGAUCCAGACUGGAGAUAGAGGCAGCAUUGUUGGGGAAGAUAGUGUAGUUAGUGAUGGGUUCUGGGCCCAGUGAUGGGAUGUCUCUGUUGUGUUAAUUGUGGUCCAAGACAAGAGGCUUACCUAUCAAUGUGACGAAUAUUGGGAUUUUUUUGUUUUGGGUGAGAGGGAGGGGGCUGUCAGCUGGAAAUCUGUGGUCAGUGACUGAGGUCUGUGCCUCCAGCUGUGUGGGUCUGUAGGUACGCUUGCUUCCUAACGUGAGAUGAGAGUUCAGCUCAUUGAGUUUUAGCCUUCAUUAAUCUGGAGAUCCCCAUCCCUUGGGAUCAGUGUCCUUCAUGGAUGUGACAAUAGACUUCAGCAGAGAGGAAUGGUAACACCUGGACCCUGACCAGAGAACCCUGUUCCAGGAUGUGAUGGAAGAGUCCUACAGCCACCUGUUCUGUGUAGGAGAAUUGAGCAGAUUGGUGACCAGAAAAUGAGCUCUCAGCAAACAGGAAGUAAGUCAUCAAGUGACAUUGCUUUCAUCAGGGAGAUACUGGCUACAAAAAGUCAUUAUAAGGACAUUAGAAAAAUGAUUCAAGUGAGCCCAAACAUUGCUUUGCCUCCUAAAAGACCCCGUCACAGUGACUCAUCUGGGGAUUGUCUGAAGUAUGAUUUAGAUUUACAUAGUCUUACUAGAAGUAAUACAUCAAAGAGCAUUAAGAAGAUCAAUGAAUAUGGUAAAAUUCCUCCCCAUACUGAUUAUGAGCACACUUUCACAGGAGGGAAAUUAUGGGAACAUAAUCAGUGUGGGAAAGUCUUCAGUUAUAAACAAGCACCCUAUCAAUAUCAGAAAAUUCACACUGGGGAGAAAGCCUAUGAUUGUGCUGAGUUUAGAACAAUCUUCACCCAGAAAUCACGACUCAGGAUACAUCUGAAAUCUCAUCUAGGAGAGAAAUUCUAUGUAUGUAUUGAAUGUGGGAAGGCUUUUGCCCAGAAACCAGAACUCAUUACACAUCAAAAAGCCCAUAUGAGGGAGAAGCCCUAUAAAUGCAAUGAGUGUGGAAAAUCAUUUUUUCAAGCAUCUUCUCUCUUCAGACAUCAGAGGAUUCAUACUGGAGAAAAGCUCUACAAAUGCCAGGAAUGUGGGAAACUCUUCUCAUAUAACUCAGAACUCAGUAUACAUCAGAAGAUUCAUACAGGAGAGAGACACCAUGAGUGCAGUGACUGUGGCAAAGCAUUCACACAAAAGUCCACCCUCAAGAUGCACCAGAAAAUCCAUACACAUGAGCGGUCCUACAUAUGUGUUGAAUGUGGACGAGCCUUCAUCCAGAAGACACACUUAGUUGCACACCGAAGAUGUCACACUAGAGAAAAGUCAUACAAAUGCAACGACUGUGGGAAAUCCUUUCCUUCCAAGUCACAACUCCAGGUACAUCAGCAAAUUCAAAGAGUGAGGCCCUAUGUGUGUAAUGAGUAUGGGAAGGUCUUUGGCAAUAGUUCCAACCUCAUUACAUUUAAGAAAGUUCAAAUUAGAGAGAUUGUCAUAUGCACUGAAUGUAGUAAGGCCUUUACCUACAAGUCGGAGUUAAUUAUACACCAGAGAAUUCACACUGGAGAGAAAUCAUAUGGGUGCAAUACCUGUGGAAAAGCCUUUACUCAGAAGUCAGCCCUCACAGUGCAUCAAAGGAUUCACACAGGGGAGAAAUCCUAUGUGUGCACGAAGUAUGGGCUGGCCUUCACUCAGAAGUCACACCUUAAUAUACAACAGAAAAUUCAUACCAGGGAGAGACAGUAUCAAUGCCAUGAAUGUGGGAAAGCCUUCAACCAGAGAUCUAUACUCAUUGUGCACCAGAAAAUCCAUACAGGAGAGAACCCCAAUAUAUGUACUGAAUGUGGAAGAGCCUUCAUCUAAAAGUCAAACUCAUCCAAGAAUUCAUACUGUAGAGAAACCUUAUGAAUGCAGUGAUUGAUGAAAGUCCUUUACCUACAAGUCUCCACUCCUGGGGCACCAACCAGCCCACACAGAUGAAAAACCCUACAUAUGCGUCGAGUGUGGGAAAGCCUUCAGUGGCAGAUCAAACCACAGCACCAAAAAAUGAAUACUAGCGAGAAGCCUUACAUCUGUUCUGAAUGUGGGAAGACCUUCAGGUAGAACUCAGAGUUGAUUAUACAUCAUAGAAUCCACACUGGAGAGAAGCCUUAUGAAUGUGGUGAUUGUGGGAAAUCACUCACUAAGAAAUCACAGCUUCAGGUGCAUCAGUGAAUUCACACUGGAGAAAAGCCUUAUGUUUGUGCCAAGUGUGGGAAGGCCUUCACUGAUAGGUCAAAUUUGAAUAAACACCAGACAACACAUACUGGAGACAAGCCUCAUAAGUGUGUAAUCUGUGGGAAAGGCUUUGUUCAGAAAUCAUUGCUCACUAUGCUUCAGAGUAUUCACACUUAAAAGAAAUAGUAUGAGGAAAAAACUCACUGAAGACAUGUCUUACUAUACAUUGACUCUAUGCAAGAGAAGAAUAUGUGUAUGAUUGUAAGUGGAAAUUCUCACCUGAGAAUACCUCACCUUCUCAGAAAAGGGCGUCUGAGAAAGUAUUGGAUGAGGAAGAGGGAGGCCCUUUCUACACUGUCAGCAUCCUUUGACCCUGGAGCAUAGAGGCUGAGAAGGGACCAAGUCAAUUUAAUGCAGUAGAAGCUUUGUCAUGAAAAAUAGGAUGGAGUGCUGUUACCAACUUCCUCACAGGAAGAAAUGUGUUAAUUCAUGUUAAUAAGAGUCCUGUUGGUGGAAUAAGUUAUAGUGCCAACAAAUUGAAAUGGUAGUUUGUUUGUUGCAGAACACCAUUGGCCAACAGAGUUUUGUGUGUUUUCA